Angiostrongylus costaricensis is the source of this 321-nucleotide messenger RNA. Lineage: Eukaryota; Metazoa; Nematoda; Chromadorea; Rhabditida; Metastrongylidae. The record is from the annotation of a GenBank genome assembly.
GUGAUCUGUAACGAACUUACUCGCGUAAGUAUUAAAGACGGAAAGGGAUCUGAUUACAUACAUGCCAACUAUGUAAAAGGAGAUUAUCUCCAGAACACAUUCAUCUGUACACAAGGACCAAUGCCGACAACAGUCUAUGACUUUUGGCGUAUGAUUCUCAGCGAGAACGUAACGCAUAUCGUAAUGCUGUGCGAGACGAUAGAAAAUGGUAAAGCGAAAUGCGAACAGUACUGGCCUAUCGCUAAGGAUGAAAAGAUGACUAUUGAAGGUAACGCGGAAACGAUGUAUGGAGCCGAUAUAUCUAUUUAUAUGACCUUAUGA